Molecule: messenger RNA, 6546 nt
Organism: Acanthopagrus latus (yellowfin seabream)
Lineage: Eukaryota; Metazoa; Chordata; Actinopteri; Spariformes; Sparidae
Gene: pxnb
Product: paxillin b
Exons: 14
Coding region: 177-3668 (1163 amino acids)
Biological process (GO): endothelial cell migration; transforming growth factor beta receptor signaling pathway; substrate adhesion-dependent cell spreading
Source: RefSeq, a predicted model, not a curated record
GGAAAGUACACAUGCACAUAUCGCGGCGCGUUCACGAGGCGUCCUGACCAGCAGGACCUGAGCAGAGAAGAAGAAGAAGGAGAAGAAGAAGAAGAAGGAGAAGAAGAAGUUCUGAGAGGAAAACAGAGUUGAGAAACCGACGAGAAUCUGACUCAUAGUGAAGUCAGGCGGCCAUCAUGGACGAUUUAGACGCGUUGCUGGCGGACCUGGAGUCGACUACGUCCCACAUCUCAAAGCGACCAGUGUUCCUGUCUGAGGAGACGCCGUACUCCAUCCCCACCGGCGGACACUCCUACCAGGAUGUGUCGGUUCCACCUCCAGUCCCUCCUCCGCCCUCAGCCGAGGCUCUGAACGGCUCCCUGAUCGAUCAGCCGGACUCCCACCACUCGUCUCAGCAGUCGUUGGGUUCGGCCCAGAAGAGCUCCUGGUCCAGAGACAGCAGCAGCUCCCCGUUGUCUCACAUCGAAGAGGACCACGUCUACAGUUUUCCAAACAAACAGAAGUCAUCAGACUCGUCAACGGCAGCCAUGACAUCAGCGCUGGGCAGUAACCUGUCAGAGCUCGACCGGCUGCUGCUGGAGCUCAACGCCGUGCAGCAGAGCUCCCCGUCAUUCCCCACCACAGAGGAGGCAGCUCCACCUUUACCGUCCUGCAGCAUCACCCACUACGAGAACGGCAGCGGCCCAGACAUCAUGGUGAGCCCGCCGCCUCAGGAGAAACCCAAGAGGAACGGGACGAGUCGGCCGGACGAGGCCCGACCUUCCGUGGAGAGUCUGCUGGACGAGCUGGAGGGCUCGGUGCCGUCUCCCAGCCCUCCGGCUCGCCACAGCGAUCUGGACACACCCUCUCAGCAGCAAGCCAGAAUUUCAGCCUCCUGCGCCACCAGAGAGCUGGAUGAGCUGAUGGCCUCUUUGUCUGACUUCAAGCCCAGCUCUCUGGGCUCUCUGCUGGAGCCGGCAGUCGCCUCCUCCUGCUCUCCUCAUCCUCCAGUCUCUUCCUCCAUCACCCCCGUGGCUUCUCCUUUCCUUCUGUCCCACCCGUCUGCCUGUGCCUCUCCUCUCAUCUCUCUGCCUGCCGGUCUAGAGCUGCACAUAGAUGAGGACGGAGGAGACGGCGGCUCGUCGGUGCCUCAUCCGAGCCGCCUCCCUCCACACAGUCCCAUAUCCUCCCUCUCUGCAGCCAGCGACCUCGACCUGGACUCCGUUGUCGACGUCUCUCCCAACAUGCUGUCGUCCCAAAACAAGACUCUGCUCGUCCUCUCUCAGUCCAACCUGAUGAGAAACAGUCCGAGUCCCUCUAACACCACCACCACCCCCUCUCUGACCUCCGUUAUCACCGUGCUGGACCACAAGUCCUCCAAGUCUCCGAGUCCGUCUGUAGAGCGGAUCUCACCCUCCAAUACUGUCGGUAGAUUCUCUGACACUAUGAGCAAAGGGUCUCCUUCCUUUCAUGACCUCGAUCUGAGUUUCUCUCCACCAUAUUCUUCAAAAGACCUCACCCCUCCUCUCUCAGCUCCGAAGACUCCCUCACCCCUCCCUGUCUCUCUCUCUGUAUCUCCCCCUUCUGCACACACCUCCUCCAAAACAUCCUCACCCUCUCUGAUGGUGCCGGCUCUGAGCUCCAGCAGACAGAUGUUGGACUCGACUCCUGUAGCUCAGAGAAGCAGCCCGCUGGCGGUGCAGGCGGAGCCCUCUCUGGACGAAGCGCUGGACAAGCUGCUCGCCAUGAGUUUCGUACAGAAUCACUCUGCGGCACAUGUGGAGGAGCCCGAGCUGAAGAUGGAGGCUCGGUGUCUGGGCAGAGGGAUGCAGGAGGAGCUCAUCCUGCCCGUCGACAGGAACAGCGUGCAGCCGGACACGUUCAACAGCGCCACCAACACCAUCACAGACGAGUCUGUGGACGGAGGCACUGACGGGAACGGAGAUCUGGACUGGGCUGACGAGGAGCUGUCCAUGUCCUUCCACGAUGGAUUUGACGGCACCAUGACGCCGUACACCGAGCGGCCGUACACAGACGGCAGCAUGACCCCGCUGACAGAGGCCAGCUGGAUGGAUGAGUCCAUGACCCCGUCCUCCUGCCCCGGGACCCCUGACGUGGCCCUGGACCUGCCCCUGCUGCAGACUCCCAAUAUAGACCGAGUGUCUGCGUCAGGACACAUCAAAUCAGUGAUCAGACGCACGAAGGAGACUCCCAACGUUCACCCCAUGUUCAGAGACGGUCACCUGCGCAGGAAGAUGGGACCCGUCAUCGUGAACAAGAACACCUCUCAGGACCGCCUCAUCGAGGAGCUGCAGGGAAAGUUCGGGAUCGGACGCUCGGAGCGGCGACGUAAACAGUGUGACGACUGGCUGACGGAGGGCGUCAUCGUCACGUCCAAACCGCAGCGUUCCCGCGCUGACGGGGCCGGCUGUGAGGUCGACAAGAUCAUAAUCCCUCCUGAGUCGCCCCUCCCUGUGAGGAAGGUGCUCCCCCCUCUCUCUCCUCCCGCCCCUCGCCGCCCUCCCGUCUUAGAAGAACCAAAGCGACCCUUCCCCGUCCAGCAGCUCCCCGUCCCCAUCCCACCACCGCCUCCUCCUCCUCCUCCACCACCUCGCUCUCCCCCUCCACACCCCCCACACAUCAGGGAGCCAGUUCCUGCUGCACCUCAGCACAUUAUACAGGCCUCACCUCCACCUGCCCCGAUUCAGGAACCUCCAAAACCAGAACCCCCUCCUCCUGUUCUUAAAACCCCAACCCGGCCUCCACCUGUAGAACCAGUGACACAAGCUCCACCUAAGCUCCUGGUGUCCGUAGGCUGCCAAACCGAGUACGACCCAAUCUUCCCUCCGAUGCAGAUUAUGGCCCAGGGGAAGGGCGGUGUUCCCGGUGGUCCUGCGACUCAGGUCAACAAGCUGGACAACAUGCUGGGCAGCCUGCAGUCUGACCUCAACAAGCUGGGCGUGCAGACGGUCGCUAAAGGAGUGUGUGGUGCCUGCUGUAAGCCGAUAGUGGGACAGGUGGUGACUGCGAUGGGCCGGACGUGGCACCCCGAACACUUUGUGUGCACUCACUGUCAGGAGGAGAUCGGAUCCAGGAACUUCUUCGAGCGUGAAGGACAGCCGUACUGCGAGAAAGAUUACCACAACCUGUUCUCCCCACGCUGCUACUACUGCAACGGGCCCAUACUGGAUAAAGUGGUGACGGCGCUGGAUCGAACAUGGCACCCUGAGCACUUCUUCUGUGCUCAGUGUGGAUCCUUCUUCGGCCCAGAAGGCUUCCAUGAAAAGGACGGGAAGGCGUACUGCAGGAAGGACUACUUUGACAUGUUUGCACCGAAGUGUGGCGGCUGCGCUCGGGCCAUUCUGGAGAACUACAUCUCGGCGCUGAGCAGCCUGUGGCAUCCCGAGUGUUUCGUCUGCAGGGAGUGCUUCACCCCGUUUGUGAACGGCAGUUUCUUCGAGCACGACGGCCAGCCCUACUGUGAAGUGCACUACCACGAGCGCCGCGGCUCGCUCUGCUCCGGCUGUCAGAAGCCAAUCACGGGCCGCUGCAUCACAGCCAUGUCCAAGAAGUUCCACCCGGAGCACUUUGUGUGCGCCUUCUGCCUGAAACAGCUCAACAAAGGCACGUUCAAAGAACAGAACGACAAACCGUACUGCCACGGCUGCUUCAUCAAGCUCUUCAGUUAGAGAGUGAACCCGCGGCGCUACGUGAGGGUCGGGCCGAGGUGGAGCGAGGGAGGAGGAGGGGGCGGGGCUAACUGAUCAAAGAAGGUCGUCUGUGUUCUGAUGAUGAAGUGGAAGUGUGUAUGGAUCAGGUUUGUGCAUGUGAUUCAGUCUGCCAGCUAAAAUACUUUGAACUUUGUAAAUGUGACACAGAAAUACUGGACAGACGACAGUGAAACGCUUCAGUUUAAAGGAACAGUUCACCCAAGUGAAGUCACAGUGAAACAGAGUCGCAGCGUUCUGCUGAACAGCUGAAGCAGCUGAGACGGGAUUUAAAACAGAGAAACAACCAGAAAAAUGAUCAGAUGGUUCCAAACAGCUCGUCUGCUGUGAUCCGAGUCUGCUGAAGCUUUGAACUCCCAAACUGAUCUGAGAAGACGUUAUUAAAACCAAUUCUUUAAGAUGAAAUCUUCUCUGUAGCUGCUGAGAUAAAAGCCUUCGCUCACGUCCGUCAACAACGGUGCUGAAAUAAAGAAUAAGGAGCAACAUGGACCAGAAGUCCUCGAAGGACGGAGACGUCAGUUUUACGUGAACGCUUUGAUAAAUAUAUUUUUAUAUAACUUUGGCAAUAUGUAUCAGUCGAGCUCGUUCUCAGCAGCUACAGUGAAGAUUUUAUCUCAAAAGUGUGUCAGUAACUUCUUUUCAGCUCAGUUUGAGAUCCUGAAGUGUUUUUUUUUUUUAGGUGAACUGUUCCUUUUAAGAAAUAAUAAAACCCCUGCAGGCAACAUCACACUUCUUUAAAUCAUCAACAUGCAGAGAGCGGAGGAUUGUUUUCUGAAUCAUCCUGUUGGAUGUUUCAAACAGACGCAGGUUCCUGCUGGUCUGUGAUCCUCUCGGCUCUCCGUGGUGGUGAAGUGUUGCUGAACACUGUAGAAUCCAUGAAAUACUCUGAUGUGUCCGACACGUUUCUCACUGGCUGAGCGUGUCGUCUUAGAAACCAUAAGAGAAGAAAUCUGAAGUCGGCGAGCUGCAGCAGCGACCUGAUGGUUUUAACCUCACAGGACAAACUUUUCACAGCAGAUGAGUGAAGAAAACUUUUAGGUACUUUUCCCCUUAAAGUUCGACAGACGUCUCCGCAGCUUUAACUGCUGAUCGCUGUUAUUUUAUACGUGUGAAAUUGAUUUUAGUGUCUUCAGACUCGAUCACUCGUCACAAGAGACCUGAAGUUAGAGACGUUAGAGGUCCAGUGUGAAGGCGUCAGGAGGAUCAGUCUGCAGAGGUGAAAUAUGACAUUCAUAAUGAUGAAGCAGGUCGCUUCCAUCGCCAUGUUUCCACAGUAGCCCAGAAUCAAAUCCCCAGAACAGCCGGACGGUUUCACUUGGGAAACAAUCGACUGGAAAGUGUAGAAGAAUCGUUAUUUUGUUUAAUUCACAUUUAGGUCAGCAGAAAGUGAAACCUCAGGAGGAAGUCUCUGGUGCACACGCCUUCAACUGGAAAUCUUUGAGGAGGAGUUGGUAGUUUCACACACAGGAAGUCACAGGAAGCUGCACCUCCAACACUGUUUCCACUGGAGGCGUUUUUUAGUGACGAUGAUGUUUUUUGUCGUGAGUAUUUUCACACAGAAAUCUAAAGCGAAGAGUUUGUGUUUGUCUUCAGCCUGAAACACAUGAGAUACUGACAGGAAACUGAAGCUGUUCGUCCAUCUGAGCUGAUGAAAACACUUGAGUUUUAACGUUUUAACACAACAUUAACUUCUGCAGGUCUGUACAUUGAAGAGAAGGGAAGUUGGACAGAAACAAGAUGGAAAUGAAAAUGUGGUUUUCAGCAGAAGUUGAGCAGAAACCAGGUGGAAGUUUCCUGAAAACAUAUUGAAGAAAUUACCAGUUUAUUUAUUAACUACUUAUUGGAAAUCAGCAGAAUGUUAUUAUUGUUAAAUCAUGUAAAUCUUGAGGUAAUUGUUGAGGUGAUUUGGGGUCAAUUUUAAUUAUGUUACUGGGGAAUUAAAAUGUAUGUAACCAUGAGAUGUUUACCUGUAAAAUGACGUGUUUUCAGACCUUCACACUGGACCUUUUUAAACGUUUCUUCUGUGAAUGAAUCAAGAAUCGAACUAAUCAGUUUUCCAGUUUCAAGCAUCAGAAUCUCAAACACACCAGUUGUUGUUGUUUUUUUUAAUCCAAAGUCAAACCAUGUGUGGGAGAAAUACGGCGACGGCGACUGAACGCUCAGAACGUGUUCGUCGUUCAGUCGCGUCUCGUCCUCGUGCUGCCAAAUCAUUCCUCGUCUUUUCACAGAAGAAAAGAGAAAACGGUGCGAGGUGGAAGCGCUCGCAGAUAUCUGGGAGAACACUGUGCAUCUCUUACUCUCGCUGUUUCUGAGCAUCCAGACUUUGUUGUAAAUAUCCGACGCAGUGCUGACGCGUGUUUUAAUAACCACUCAUUCAAAGAGAGCGAGGACACUUCGGGGUCUUCGGUGUCGUUACUGUAUCGAGAAGCGAAUGAAUGUUGAAAAAAAAAUAUGAAAGAAGAAGAUGAUAAUGGAAGAAUGUGAUAUUCCAAUAACUCUAUGCAACUGUGGAUUGUAAAACUUAGAGUUUGUGCCUUUUGUCUCCUCACACUGGUGGACACACGGAUCGCAGCUCACCGGUCCACUGAACAUCCUGCUGCUCUGUCAGGAUCUGCUGAGUCACCAGCAGCUUCACCUGCAGCAGACUGACGUUACCGUUCAGGGAAUCCAGAGCCUUAAAUCUUCUCUCGUAGUCGAGCGUUACCUAACCAAAGCCAAACCUUCUCUGACUCGUUCUGUCUGUUCACUUGGUUUUUCCUUCUCACCUGGAAUGUCGAUAGUUCUGAAGAGUCCUCACCUCCAGUCUGAUUCUGCAAAUAAAUUCUGUUUUGGUAUCAAG